AAAGGGAGGGUCCUGGAGAAGCUGAAAAAGAACAAAAUAGACAGGAGGAGGCAGACAUGGGGCGGCGCUAUAAUGUUUUUAUAUGAAGGGGAAGUAUGGAUGUGAGUCCAAACACAGGUCCUCCUGUCUAAACUCUGGAGGGCAGAAGAAGAAGAAAACCAGGCUGCUGCUGCUCAGGGGGUUUUAACCAGCUGCUGGUUUUCCUGCUGCACAGAAGAGACGAUGGUUGUGCCUGUUCUCACAUCUGGGACGAGGACGCUGCGAGAGCUUUAGAAAAAGAUAUAUUCAUUAUCUUGAGAACAACUUUGAAUCGCAGCCGAAUCACAAAUACGUUCAAUAGUAAUCGGCAUGCUUCUCCUGCCGUUCUGCCGGUGCGUAAUUACUCCAGCCAGGAAAAUAAAAACAUAUUUCUAGGCUGUUUUGUGAAAACUUGCGGCUUAUUUCCUACAAUCCUUUAAAAAAAAAAAAAAUACACAUUUUAUUUAGUUUUCAACUCCUCCUCAAAAGCUGCUGACAUCGCAAAAAAAAAAAAAAAAAAAAAAAAAAAAACCGGCAAUCCUUCCUCUUCAGAUAAAGUGCGGCACGUUUCAGUGAACAUUGUCCUGUGCGCAGGGGGGGACGUGCGCACAAGGCGAUUCACGCGCAGUGGGGCAAGCAUCAGGUGCCGGGCGGAGGGCAGAAACAAGACAACUUGGACAAUAAAUUAAAAUAAUAAUAAUUAUAUAUAUAUAUAUAUAUAAGUGAAUUAAAAUGACGGACGGACCAAGACAACGGAGCAGCACGGCGGGCUCUGCCAAGGAUGCGGCCGCUGAGAAGGAGUCUGGGGGAGUUGCGCUCAAGAAGGAGAUCGGACUCGUGAGCGCAUGUGGGAUUAUAGUUGGUAACAUCAUCGGCUCGGGUAUCUUCGUCAGUCCGAAGGGAGUGAUGGAGAACGCCAGCUCUGUGGGCGUGGCCCUGGUCGUCUGGAUCAUCACGGGCGUCAUCACCGCCAUCGGAGCGCUGUGCUACGCCGAGCUGGGCGUCACCAUUCCCAAAUCAGGGGGCGACUACUCCUACGUGAAGGACAUCUUCGGAGGCCUGGCUGGGUUCCUCCGGUUGUGGAUCGCCGUGCUGGUCAUCUAUCCCACCAACCAGGCUGUGAUCGCCCUCACGUUCUCCAACUACGUCCUCCAGCCUCUGUUCCCCACCUGCUUCCCACCGGAGAACGGCCUGAGGCUGCUGGCUGCCGUCUGUCUCUUGCUGCUGACCUGGGUGAACUGCUCCAGUGUGCGGUGGGCCACCAGAGUGCAGGACAUCUUUACGGCCGGCAAGCUGCUGGCCCUCGCCUUAAUCAUCAUCAUGGGAAUCGUUCAGAUCUGCAAGGGAGACUACUACUGGCUGGAGCCGGCCAAUGCCUUCGAGCCCUUCCAGGACUACGACGUGGGUUUGAUAGCCUUGGCGUUCCUACAAGGCUCGUUCGCCUAUGGAGGCUGGAAUUUCCUCAACUACGUCACAGAGGAGCUGGUAGAUCCCUAUGUGAACCUUCCCCGUGCCAUCUUCAUCUCCAUCCCCCUUGUGACCUUCGUUUACGUCUUUGCCAACAUCGCCUACGUCACGGCCAUGAGUCCCCAGGAGCUGCUCGCCUCAAACGCCGUUGCCGUGACGUUUGGUGAGAAGCUGCUGGGAGUCAUGGCGUGGAUCAUGCCCAUCUCUGUGGCUCUCUCCACCUUCGGAGGAGUCAACGGUUCCCUCUUCACGUCCUCACGGUUGUUCUUUGCUGGCGCCAGAGAGGGACACCUCCCGAGCCUUCUGGCCAUGAUCCACGUGAAACGCUGCACCCCCAUCCCUGCUCUGCUCUUCACUUGCCUGUCCACUCUGCUUAUGCUGUGCACCAGCGACAUGUACACCCUCAUCAACUAUGUGGGCUUCAUCAACUACCUCUUUUAUGGAGUCACUGUCGCCGGGCAGAUCGUCCUGCGAAUUAAACAGCCCGACAUGCACCGGCCGAUCAAGAUCAGCCUGAUAUGGCCGGUCAUUUACCUCGUCUUCUGGGCCUUCCUGCUCAUCUUCUCCUUGUACUCGGAGCCCGUCGUGUGCGGCAUCGGGCUCGCCAUCAUGCUCACUGGAGUUCCUGUCUACUUCCUGGGGGUCUACUGGGAGAACAAACCGCAGUGCUUUGAUACCUUCGUUGACAAAAUGACGUACAUGGGCCAGAAGAUGUGCGUGGUUGUUUAUCCGGCCGAGACCGGUGGCAGCAGCGGAGGCGACGAGGAGGGGGAGGAGAUGAAGGAGGCGAAGUCUCCUCUCUCCGUGGAGGACGGAGACGACCACAAAGCACCGGAGUGUUGAAUCUGAGUUGUUGUUUUUUUAUUAUUAGCUGGUCCCUUAAGAAAAAGAAAAGAGAAAGAAAAAUGCAGACAGACACGCCAACAUGGGUUCGCUCUACAAGUGCAGACACAAUCCGAUUGAUUUCUCCAAGUGUCUUUUUAAUCAGUAAUGAUCUGAACCAAAUAUCAACACUUCAGCCGGGUGAGGUCCAUCAGAAGUGCAAUAAAGACGGGUUAGCACCUUCCGGUUCCUCAGUCCUCACAUCAACAUCGACAUUUUUAACCUUUUACAUUUUUUUUUUUAUUAUUAUUAUUAUUAUUUCCAGAGACUCUUACUGAACUGUGAUGGACGUUUGUCUUUUUGGUUUAUCCUUUGUCACUUUUGUAAAUUUCGCUUCGCGUCACAUUCAUCACAACAAAGCUGCAUUCUUGAUUUUCAACCACACAGAAGAUCCAGUUCAGAUCAUUUCGUGUUGUUUGAUUAUCGAUUUAUGGUUUACUUUUAAAGUGACUCAAUGAUGCCUCUUUUUUUUCAUAUUUGUUAAUAUCGCUCUUAAAAUUAUUCUUAUUGUCCAAUCAUCUUUGAUAUUUUCUACCAUCUAAACUUAAUUAAAUUUUUUUGGUGUUCUGUUUCUCUAACAUUCAUCUCACCUAAUUUUUAUUCCUCCAACUGCAGAUUUAUCUUGAUUGUAAAGUCGAUGUGGAAUUGGUUGUUGUGGUGGCAAAAAGUGCACAAAUUUUAUUACCUGCCUUAAUCAGAAUUACGGUAUUGUGCGCUUUAGUGCAAUUGUAGUUGUGUUUUGACAGAUGUGGAAAGAUUAUCAUAGCUUUUUUUCUCUCUCUUUCAUCAAAUUUUCUACAUAAAAGUGACACUAAGCCAGGGGUGGGCAAUCCUGGUCCUCGAGGGCCGGUGUCCUGCAACUCUUAGAUGUCUCUCUGGUCCAACAUGCUUG
This is a messenger RNA of Xiphophorus maculatus (southern platyfish), 3259 nucleotides long. It is a transcript of the gene slc7a8a, whose product is annotated as large neutral amino acids transporter small subunit 2-like. Gene Ontology annotation, cellular component: membrane. Lineage: Eukaryota; Metazoa; Chordata; Actinopteri; Cyprinodontiformes; Poeciliidae. Gene Ontology annotation, biological process: amino acid transmembrane transport; neutral amino acid transport. Bases 751 to 2328 code for a protein of 525 amino acids. The record is from RefSeq and is a predicted model, not a curated record. Gene Ontology annotation, molecular function: neutral L-amino acid transmembrane transporter activity; L-amino acid transmembrane transporter activity. The transcript is spliced from 11 exons.